AUGCGAUCGGCACUGGAGGAACCAGCCCGAGGCCGGGUAAAUUUGCCGACCCCUGAUCUAAGCCCUGGAGAUGUGAGGGCCUGGGCCACGCCCCCUAGGCCAGCUGGUCAAGGCCUUGUAAGGAAGCAGGCCCUGCAGUCCUCACUGCAGCUGAUGGUCCUUAGUAGUAAGGUCAAGAAGUCUGUCGUUUCAACAGGAGUAAAGGCAGCCUCACUACCAUGUUCUUCUGUCCAGAAUCCUGACUCUUUGACCAAGAAGGCUGGACCUGGGCAUCUCUCUAUUUAUGCUUUGCCCUUAGGACCAAGAGAAGAAAUCCUUACAUCCUUAGUAAAAUUUGUGGUGGGGGAUAAAAAGUUUAAAUCUCCCUUUGUCAUGACUUGUGUGGGGAGCAUCUGCAAAGCUACACUGAGACUUGAAAAUGCCACCACUUCCAGUACAAAUAAGAUCAUUCACCUAAAGGAGAGGUUUGAAAUUGUCUACUGGAUUGGAACUCUGAAUGAAGCUCCUCAUCUGCACAUCUGCUUGUCAGACAAAGAUGGCAAGACUGUUGGGGGGCCUGUUGUCAAUGACCUGGAGGUUUUCACCACAGCCAAGAUAGUGGUUGGAUAAUGUGAUGACCUGAACUUCACCCGGGAGAUGGAUGGCAGCACAUGCUUCCCAGAACUUGUUAUUAGUUCUUGCUUAGCAGUUCCUGUCCUGUAAAUUAUGUGCCCCCUUUGCACCAAAAAGUGGAUUAAAUAAAUGGGGCUGGAGCAUGCCUUUCUUGCUCUAAAGCUUGAGCUUAUUGAUCUGGGCAUAUUUUCACUUGGAGAA
Messenger RNA from Lacerta agilis (Sand lizard), 813 nucleotides. RefSeq names its product bifunctional protein GlmU-like. The record is from RefSeq and is a predicted model, not a curated record. Lineage: Eukaryota; Metazoa; Chordata; Lepidosauria; Squamata; Lacertidae.